Messenger RNA from Daldinia childiae, 1029 nucleotides. RefSeq lists its product as uncharacterized. The transcript is spliced from 7 exons. Lineage: Eukaryota; Fungi; Ascomycota; Sordariomycetes; Xylariales; Hypoxylaceae. The record is from RefSeq and is a predicted model, not a curated record. Bases 1 to 1029 code for a protein of 342 amino acids.
AUGCCAGCGCUUCCUUCGACCUUACUACUGAAUGCCAUUACCAGUCGAAACGUAACGCUAGAAUCUGCUAUUGCCCUGACUUCAAAUGCUACCAAUGCUACCAACACAGAUGAAAUUGUCCAGGUCAUUUGCGCCUGGCCGGUGUCAGGGCAGUAUGGUCCGGGAUCGAGGGUUUUGUACUAUGUCCUUGUAGCAGCUUGUGUCUUUGCUCGAAAAGCAGAAUGGCUUAGGAACGCUUGUCUAGCAGCUGCUUUAAUUUUCCCUGCUGUUGCAGCUCUUCAUGGUAUUGUUCUCGCCGCAGUACACGUAGAUACUGCUGUUGAUAUGGACAUCUAUGGGGCCUUUCAGUUUUGCUCGAUUGGAAUACUAGCAGCUCCAUUGUCAGUCAGGAUAUCUCGAACCUAUUUCGAAAACCCUGGCCGGAACAUAAUCUUUCUUUGGACUGGCAUUGUUCUCUCUGGUCUGCUUAGUUUAACAGUCGAGUUCUUCCGGAUCACAACAUCACCUUGCACGCACGACGAGUCAGGCCACCCUAUUCCUAUUCAUGACCAUAAGGAUUUCCCCUACGAGAAUGCCUUUUGUAACCUCACCUGCUCCAUCGAGAAGGGGCCUUGGUCUCCCCUACGGCAAGGGGCUACCAAUGAAAUAUACGUCAUACCGGCACCGAGCAGACUUGCGUUCAACGCGGUUACGCUUCUCGCAGCAGCUUGCUGUAUCCCUGCUGUCCUCUCGCUCGUGUCAAUGUGGAAUAAAAUCCUUGAGAUUAACUGGAAGUCAAGGUUCGGUCCGGCAAAGGGGGACCAGCUGAUUGAAGGGACGAAUGGCGCUACCGUCGAGACGAUGAGUAAAGUUAACCACGUCGUCAGGCUUUUCUUAAGCACCCUAGAGGUUCCUCUAUUCAGCGCUGCAGUAAUUGCCAUCAUCAUAUUCGGCGAAUUGAACUUCUUUAGUCCCGAAGUCUCAUACCAGACUGAACCGAUGGGUAGCAUAGGACAAGUUAGUAACUAUAUUCAUCCCAAAUUGGAGUAG